Notothenia coriiceps (black rockcod) is the source of this 1955-nucleotide messenger RNA. It is a transcript of the gene bag4, whose product is annotated as BCL2 associated athanogene 4. NCBI's taxonomy places the organism in Eukaryota, Metazoa, Chordata, Actinopteri, Perciformes, Nototheniidae. Gene Ontology annotation, cellular component: cytoplasm; nucleus; cytosol. Gene Ontology annotation, biological process: protein stabilization. The transcript is spliced from 5 exons. Gene Ontology annotation, molecular function: protein-folding chaperone binding; adenyl-nucleotide exchange factor activity. The record is from RefSeq and is a predicted model, not a curated record. Bases 192 to 1358 code for a protein of 388 amino acids.
GCACAGGAUUGCUCGGAGCCAUUCAAUCAUUUCCUGAAUCCACUCAGACGAUCUGUACUUCUGUGGAAAAAACGGCGACAUUGUUGUCAACAGCUGGGACGAACAUACGGCUCAGACAAUAAACGUUAGACUUGUUAAAGGCUUUUACAAUGGCAGAUAACAGGACGGAAGCCGGGGAGCGCGUUUAGCUAAUGCACCAUCUUCAAAUGCAGUCAAAUCGGCCCUCGACUUGUAACUCGGGGAAUACUAACCAGAACUGGAAUAACACCAUGGACGCUCCUCAGUAUCCAGGGUACCCCUCACAUUACUGGUAUCCGGAGUCUCAUGCAACAGGACACUAUGCAAACACCUAUCCAUCGGGAUCAGAUGUCCCACCACAGUACAAUCAACAGUUAAUGCCUGCAGGUUAUCCAAAUGGCCAUGGUGUCUACAGCCCAGCGCAGAACCAAUACUCGACUAGUGGUUUCCACCCGUCCAACCCGUUUUACUGUGCUGACACUCAGAGACAGGCUCCAGGGCCGUACCCCAACCAGGCCUGUCCUGCCGAGCAGAGCAGUGGGCCGUCUGGGCAGCCCCACCCCCAACACCAGCAUCAUCACUAUCCUGGUCCACAGUGUCAAGGGGGUCCUGGAUAUCCUACUGGGGCAUACCCUCACUACAGUGAAGGAGGUCAUGCAAUGCCCGCAAACCCCCCGUACCCCACUGGCCAGCCCCUCCACCCUAGCCCCCAGUCUGAUGGAUGGACGCACUCUGGAGUGUAUGCCCCCCCACAGCAGCAAUGGCAGCCAGGCCAGCAGCCUCCACAAAACCACUACGGCAAUCCUGUCCGUCCGUCCCACCCUCCAGCAUGGCCCGGGACUGGAACUGGAGCUCCACCACCUUACCAACCCAAGGACCAGCAGCACCAACGUGCCCCACAAGUGGGACCUAAACCCAGGCCAACCCCAUCCCUGAAUGCCCCCAGUGGAAAGCCUGCCGAAAUAUGUUCACCUCCCCAAUUGUACAACAAAAGCGGGAGAGGUGAUCCUAAUCCUUCUCAAGCUGAGCCCCUGCCCCAGGCGCCGGCCCCAGCUCCAGCUCCAGCCCGGGCCGGACCCCAACCCCUGAGCGAUAACCCCAGCCUCGCCAAGGUCCAGCUGGUCAUGGCCAGAAUGAUGCUGCUGCAGGAAGAUGUGGAUGAGUUUGUUGGCAGAAAGUCGGAAAAGAGUUAUCGUGUUCUGGAGGAGCUGCUGACCAAAGAGCUGCUGCUGCUGGACUCUGUGGAGACUCAGGGACAGGAGACCGUCCGGCAAGCCCGAAAGGACGCUGUGCAGAAGAUCCAGGCCAUAUUGGACCAGCUGGAGAAGAAAGCCUUCUGAACUGGACUUAUUUACUGGUUUGUCGGUCUCUAAGUCUUGCUGUUUUCCUCUUCCAGAUCUUCCAUGGACACAAUGAAGGUCUACUCUUCUCUAUUCUUCUCUCUUGAGGGUUUUUCCACAACCAUGAUAUAAAAUGCCUGAAAUAACUGGCGAAAUGGAAUCAACCUUGUAAAGCCUGAUAACACUGGUAUAAUUGUGUUAGAAGUGCAGACUGACGGUUGUCAUAAGUUACUUUGAAUCUCAUUGAGUGACUCUAUUGGACACACAGCCGGACACUCUUACUCAGCUUUUUCUGUAAUGUCCUGCCUUUGCCAGCAUAAUGCAGGGCUGAGUGACAGAGAGAUGCAUUUAUUCACAUUUUCAUGCUGUCCCUCAGGAUUGUGGGUGGGUCCGAUCCUACAUCUAAGAACGUCAUUCCCCGUCUAUUAUUUCAUCUCAUAGUCCGUUUGCAUGAUAUGUCGCCAACCCUGAUAGAGGCCAAACAGUUAGUUGUCCUUAGUCCCAUGUCUCCGCAGGAAGACGUGCAACGCUUUUCUUUGUUAAAUAGUGCUCCCAGCCCUGCAUGCACUCUAAAGUCCGACAAACAUUAAAUACACU